CUAUAAAGGGCGCCUCCCGGUGCUCACCGCCACUGCAGCUUUGUCCGCCGCCCUCCCGCCGUGCUCGCCGUCCCUCCCGCCCGACAGCGCCGCCGCCUGCCCCGCCAUGGGUCGACAGAAGGAGCUUGUGUCCCGCUGCGGGGAGAUGCUCCACAUCCGCUACCGGCUGCUUCGCCAGGCGCUGGCUGAGUGCCUGGGAACCCUCAUCCUCGUGAUGUUUGGCUGUGGCUCUGUGGCCCAGGUCGUGCUCAGCCGGGGCACCCAUGGUGGUUUCCUUACCAUUAACCUGGCCUUUGGCUUUGCUGUCACCCUGGGCAUCCUCAUUGCUGGCCAGGUCUCCGGGGCUCACCUGAACCCUGCUGUGACCUUUGCCAUGUGCUUCCUGGCACGUGAGCCAUGGAUCAAGCUGCCCAUCUACACUUUGGCCCAGACGCUGGGAGCCUUCCUGGGUGCUGGGAUCGUUUUCGGGCUGUAUUAUGAUGCAAUCUUGGCCUUCGCCAACAACGAGUUUGUAGUCUCGGGUCCCAAUGGCACAGCUGGCAUCUUUGCCACCUAUCCCUCUGGACACUUGGACAUGGUCAAUGGCUUCUUCGACCAGUUCAUCGGCACGGCUUCUCUCAUUGUGUGUGUGCUGGCCAUUGUGGACCCCUACAACAACCCUGUCCCCCGAGGCCUGGAGGCCUUCACCGUGGGCCUGGUGGUCUUGGUCAUUGGCACUUCCAUGGGCUUCAACUCCGGCUAUGCCGUCAACCCUGCCCGAGACUUCGGCCCCCGUCUCUUCACCGCCAUUGCAGGCUGGGGCUCGGAAGUCUUCACGACGGGCCGCCACUGGUGGUGGGUGCCGAUCAUCUCCCCACUCCUGGGCUCCAUCGCGGGAGUCUUUGUGUACCAGGUCAUGAUUGGCUGCCACCUGGAGCAGCCUCCACCCUCCACUGAGCAAGAGAAUGUGAAGCUGGCUCACGUGAAGCACAAGGAGCAAGUCUGAGUGGACGGGGGCCAUCCCCCUUGCCCUUCUUCCUGGAGUAUCCACUGACUGUGCAAGGGCUGCUCCCUAGAAGCCCCCUUCAGGAUCCCCCUCCCAGGCUAAGAAACUCCUUGUUUGCCCCCACCCUGCGGGACAGCCCCCUCCAGGAUUUUCCACCAGAUCCCAACAAAAUAGGACUUUAGACCACUGCCCUUAAACUGUGGUGGGUCAGGGAGUAGGGCCAACAUAAUACUUUGUCUCUCAAAGGGAAGGAAUGGACAGUGAAUGUGUGAGUGUGUGUGAAUGUGUGUAUGCGUGUUAUCCCAGAUAUUCAGGGCAAAGGACCAAGUGGAAAGGAUUCUAGCCAUGGGGGGAGCUGUGAUGUGUUUACCUAUGAAUGAGGAAAGUGCCUGGGGUCUGCUGGUUUCGGGGGCUCCAUAUGGAGCCAGAUAUAUGGAGGAGGGUCCAGAUAUAUGUGUGUGUCUGCCCUGUUUUCCAAGCAGGGGCUUAGGGGAGGCUUUGGGGGAGGUAGGGUGGGAUAUGGGUGGGGCUUGGAGGAGGGGGCCACAGCCUAAAUGUAGACCUCUGGCUGUAUAUAAGUAACAGCCAAAUAUGUUUCUGUCAUAAUAUAGGCAUGAGGGGAUAGGGCGAAGUCCAGGUCAUAAGUUUCAUGUUUGCUCUUUUUUUGUUGUUUUUUUUGUUUUUGUUUUUUAAAAAUAAUAGCGGACGUUAUAGUUUUAGGAGUGGGGAUUGGAGUCCCUACUCUAACUACAGUCUUCAUUUCUUUAAUCCUCCACUCCACACGUGUACUCUUUUGCUUUUUAUAUAUAUAUAAAAAAAAAAAACACAAUAAAAUGUAUGCCUAAA
This is a messenger RNA of Pteropus alecto (black flying fox), 1831 nucleotides long. RefSeq names its product aquaporin 3 (Gill blood group) (gene AQP3). Gene Ontology annotation, biological process: glycerol transmembrane transport; water transport. The transcript is spliced from 6 exons. The coding region runs from base 107 to 985 and encodes 292 amino acids. Gene Ontology annotation, cellular component: basolateral plasma membrane; plasma membrane. Lineage: Eukaryota; Metazoa; Chordata; Mammalia; Chiroptera; Pteropodidae. Gene Ontology annotation, molecular function: water channel activity; glycerol channel activity; urea transmembrane transporter activity. The record is from RefSeq and is a predicted model, not a curated record.